AUGGAGACACCCCCAGGAGCCCCCCGGCAGGCCUGGGAGAGCGAUGAGGAUUCCAAUGGGAGCACCUCCUCACUGGAGGCCUGUGAGGAGUCCCCAGUUCUGCUACUGAAGCCUCAUGCCAGCUGGUUACCAGUGUAUGAACUGGAGCAGGACAAGGUGGACCUCAUCGAGGCCUUUGACAACACUGCAGCCGUGUCUGAGCAGGAGAAGGUUGAAUUCCUUCGGAGCAUUUGCCUCCUGCUCUACACCGCCAGGCGCCGCGGCUUGAAACAGGGCCUGGAUACCUUCUGCAAGAACAACCAGCUCAUCCAGACCAUCCAGGCAAUACUCCAAGAGCAGCCUGUCACCGAGGUACACACGGAUGUGUGGCAUCUCGCCAUGGAAGCCAUCGUGGAACUGAGCUCAGUGCAGCCAGGGCUUGAGGACCUGGGGACAAGCUUCGCAGAGAUCUGUUGCAUGAGCAUCUUCUUCCUGCCUCCAGAAGAGGAGUUCUCGGAGGUGGAGACCUUCUACUAUGAACAUGCACUGGAAGCCAUGGAUGGCAUGUUCAAGAGCCUGGUCGUCAACUCUGCAGACCCCGAGGCCGGCGAGGAGUUGAAGAGCAUCCUGCAGCUCCUGCUGUGCUUCAGCUGCAACCCCAGCAGCACUGUGAGGAACCGGGCCCUGGGCAGGAUCAAGGCCCUGAGCCGGGUCCUGCGACUGCGCCACUACACGCUGAAGAAGCCGUUCCUGGCCCAGGGAAGCCACUUCAGCCGCCUGGACCCAGAGCAGCUCCUGGGACAGCUCCUGGGCCAGUUCCUCCUGUUCCGCUUCAGCGAGGACGGGACCAGCAACACGGCCCUGGAUGUGCUCCGGAACAUCUACAAGUACCUGAUGCAUCACAGAGAACGGCGAAAGCAGAAGCAAGUGGAAGAGCGCAGAUUGGAAUUAGACGCAAGCCCCCGAGUACUCACUAUGAAGUUUGCAGUGCUCCUGUUCCCACGGGAGCGGAUGGAGAUGGUCUGCGUGCUCAUCGAGGCCAUGAAGGACUCGAGCAUCUUUGACAAGAGGGUGGCAGAGAACAUCCUGGAGCUGGUCCUGCGCGACCCUGACUUCUGGCUGUUGGAGAUACCCAGCGUGGUGAGGAGCAUCCACGAAUGCCUGCGGAACAGCAGCAUUGAAGAGAUGUGGAGGAUGGAUGAGCUCAUCACCCUCAUGGCCAUCAAGUAUCCCAGGGAAUUGACAGUCACCAUGGUCCUCAACGUGCCCUUGAGAGAGAGCUCCGACCUGGUCAUGUGGGACAUGGUCCUGAGCAUCUCCGAGCCCAUAGAAACCCUGCAGGAGCUGCUGGGAAUGAUCCAGGCAAGGAAACUGCAGCAGCUCCUGCCCCACAUCAUGGGCAGGCUCUGGGAUGUCACAGAGCAGCUCCAGAUAAAGGGCCUGCUCAUCCUACAGAAUGUGAUGAGGCACCUCUGCUUGGAGGAAGUCAUCCCCAUUGCCGUGGGGCUGGUGCAGGACCUGCGGCCCUUCUUUGAUGCAGGAUGCGAGCAGCUCCGGGAGCUCUCCAUCCACCUGGUCUGCUUCCUCCUGGAGACGAUGCUUGAAUGUGACUGGAGGAGGAUACGGAGCAAAACUUGGGAUCUGCUGCUCCCCCUCUUCUUCCAUCUGAAUGACCAAAGCCACAGCGUGGUCAAGGUGAAGCGGAGCAGGAAGAGGAUGCAGGCAUGCCUGCACCACAGCCUGCGGUACCUGCAGGAUGCUCAGGUCCCCCUGCGAGAGGCAGCCGUCAGGUUCAUUGUCCACAGCAUCAAAGAUCUCUGGAGGUCAGAAGGGGACAUCGAUGCCACCAUCACCGCCGAGAAAGGGGAUGGGCGGACAUCGGACAGUGAUGAUCCUGAGGGCAUCCCAUAG
Messenger RNA from Melopsittacus undulatus (budgerigar), 1890 nucleotides. RefSeq lists its product as uncharacterized. Bases 1 to 1890 code for a protein of 629 amino acids. The transcript is spliced from 16 exons. Gene Ontology annotation, cellular component: cytoplasm. The record is from RefSeq and is a predicted model, not a curated record. NCBI's taxonomy places the organism in Eukaryota, Metazoa, Chordata, Aves, Psittaciformes, Psittaculidae.